AUGGCAUCUUGUCUGGCCCUGCACAUGGUGCUGCUGCUCGUCUCUGGGGUCCUGGCCCCUGCGGUGCUCACAGCAGAGGGUCCUCAGCAACCUGAUCCCACCCUGUGGAAUGAGCCUAUUGAAUUGCCCUCUGGUGAAGGUCCCCUGGAGAGCACAAGCCACAACCAGGAAUUUGCUGUCUCUGGCCCUCCAUUCCCCACCUCUGCUCCAGCACCAGAGGACAGCACCCCUCCGGCAAGGGCGGACCAGGACGGAGGAUCGCUUGGGCCGGGCGCCAUUGCAGCCAUCGUGAUCGCCGCCCUGCUCGCCACCUGCGUGGUGCUGGCACUCGUGGUCGUCGCGCUAAGGAAGUUUUCCGCUUCUUGA
Molecule: messenger RNA, 366 nt
Organism: Apodemus sylvaticus (European woodmouse)
Lineage: Eukaryota; Metazoa; Chordata; Mammalia; Rodentia; Muridae
Gene: Snorc
Product: secondary ossification center associated regulator of chondrocyte maturation
Exons: 3
Coding region: 1-366 (121 amino acids)
Biological process (GO): cartilage development
Cellular component (GO): cell periphery
Source: RefSeq, a predicted model, not a curated record